Messenger RNA from Rosa chinensis, 1128 nucleotides. Its product is annotated as protein LIGHT-DEPENDENT SHORT HYPOCOTYLS 10. NCBI's taxonomy places the organism in Eukaryota, Viridiplantae, Streptophyta, Magnoliopsida, Rosales, Rosaceae. Bases 142 to 723 code for a protein of 193 amino acids. Gene Ontology annotation, biological process: mRNA transcription; response to light stimulus. The transcript has 2 exons. The record is from RefSeq and is a predicted model, not a curated record. Gene Ontology annotation, cellular component: nucleus.
CUCACUAGCCAUAGCCCCCCCCUUGAUGUGAUCUCCAAAUAUUUUUUUUUCUUUUCUUUUCUUUUUUUUCUUCUCUCUUCCACUCAAAUUUUGUUUUCUUCUCCCCCCAAAUUCCUUUGCAGCUUCACUCGCCCAAUAAUCAUGUCGAGCAACAAAGGAAAAGAUGUAGCAGAAGCAUCGUCUUCUUCGGCUAAUAAUUCUGCUUCUGCUGCUGGCGACGAUCAUCAACAACAGCAGAAGCAGCCGCCGGCUCAGCUGAGCCGGUACGAGUCACAGAAGAGGAGGGAUUGGAACACAUUCGGGCAGUACUUGAGGAACCAGAGACCCCCGGUCGCUCUUUCGCAGAGCAACUCCAACCAUGUGCUCGAUUUCCUCAGGUACUUGGACCAAUUUGGGAAGACCAAGGUGCACUUACAAGGGUGCGUGUUCUUCGGGCAGCCCGAACCUCCCGGACCUUGCACCUGUCCGCUCAGGCAAGCUUGGGGCAGCCUAGAUGCACUGAUCGGACGGCUCAGAGCUGCAUAUGAAGAGAAUGGUGGGUUGCCUGAAACUAACCCAUUUGCAAGUGGAGCUAUAAGAGUGUAUCUGCGUGAAGUGAGAGACUCUCAGGCCAAGGCAAGAGGGAUUCCGUACAAGAAGAAGAAGAAGAAGAGGAAUCUGAUCAAGGCCAACCAUGAUAACAGUAGUAAUCCAAACUUCACCACCAUGCAGCAGCGAUCUUAAUCGAUCCACCUCAACAAUAUAUGGCGCCUAAACCCAAAUGCACCAUCAAGCCUUGGAGCUCUACUGUUCUGGAUAUAUUAUGCAAUACUCAACUCCAUGCAUAUGCUACCUUUCUUGAUCCGCAGAUGUGAAAAUGCAUAUGCUACCUUUGAUCAAGUCAAUCCUUGUUUAUUUUCUUUAAAUUAGCACUUGUUUAUUAUUAAUUUCAAUGAGAAUUAAGACGUGAAGUGUCAGUAAAGAUGAAGCUGCACUGGAGAUGAGUAAGUAAGUUCCCUUUACAACUUUCUUGUAGGUUAUUUAGUCAGCAAAUUAAUGUCAUAUAUAUGUUUAAGUUUAUAUUUACCAUGAACAUAUAUCAUCAACUCUCUCGAUUGAUGCAAGAGUACUAUAUAUUGUGCUUCAAUA